AUGAAGGGACUCAUUCUCAGCGCCGCCCUCGUCGGCGGAGCCAUGGCCCAGGCCGGCCCCUACAUGCCCUGCGGAGGCAAGGGAUGGACCGGAGCAACGACCUGCGUCUCUGGAUACACCUGCGUGAAGCAGAACGACUACUACAGCCAGUGCGUCCAAGGCAGCGCCGGCGCCGGUGCCGUCAGCGCCCAGCAGGUCACCACCCUGAAGACAUCGACGAGACGCAGCUGUAAGUCGAAGACCGCCGGAUCCGCCGCCGCCAGCGUCGUCGUGCCGCAGGCGCCCACCACGAGCGCUGCCGGAAUCUCGACGACAUCUGCCGGUGCCGCCGUCAAGCCGUCAGCCCAGCCCGUUGACACCAAGACAGCUCCUUCGACUUCUUCCAAGGCCGCCAGCAGCCAGGUACCCGUCAAGUCCGUCGCCGCCGAAGCCGUUUCCUCUUCCGCUCCCGUGGUCAAGCCUACCACCACUGCCGCCGCUCCCGUGACGACUUCCAAGGCUGCCGUCACCUCGGCCGCUCCUGCCACGUCCGCCAAGGCCUCUUCAGCCCCCGCCGCGUCGGCUUCCGCCACCCCUGGAAAGACUGGCAAGUUCAAGUGGUUCGGUUCCAAUCAGUCCGGUGCCGAGUUCGGCCAGGGCACGCUUCCUGGUACGGCCGGAAAGGACUACACCUUCCCGGACACCACCAAGGUUGAUACUCUGAUCAGCCAGGGAUACAAUACCUUCCGUCUCAACUUCCUCAUGGAGCGUCUCGCCCCCAACGGCCUGACCGGCAGCUUCGACGCCGACUACCUCGCGGGGUUGACCAAAGCCAUCACCCACAUCACUACCGCCGGCGCCAGCGUCGUCCUCGACCCUCACAACUACGGCCGCUUCAACAACAACAUAAUUACCGAUACCGCCGCCUUCAAGACCUUUUUCACUAACUGGGCUACGCUCUUCAAGUCCAACGAUAAGGUCAUCUUCGACACCAACAACGAGUACAACUCCAUGGACCAGGACCUCGUUCUGAAGCUGAACCAGGCCGCCAUCGACGGUAUCCGUGCGUCCGGCGCUACGAACUACAUCUGGGUCGAGGGCAAUUCCUGGACUGGCGCGCACUCCUGGGUGAGCACCAACGACAACAUGAAGGCCCUCAUCGAUCCUCUCAACAAGAUUGCCUACGAGAUGCACCAGUACCUCGACAGCGACUCCAGCGGCACAUCCGAGACGUGCGUCUCCGCCACCAUCGGCGUAGAGCGCGUCAAGGACGCCACUGAGUGGCUGCGCAGCAACGGCAAGGUCGGCGUCCUCGGCGAGUUCGCCGGCGGUGCCAACGACGUCUGCAAGGAGGCCGUCACCGGUCUCCUCGACUACCUCCAGCAGAACAGCGACGUGUGGAUCGGCGCUACGACAUGGGCUGCUGGACCUAUGUGGGGAUCCUACAUGUACUCCUUUGAGCCCGAGACGGGCGUUGCGUACAACUACUACAACGACUUGUUGAAGACGUACCAGUAG
This is a messenger RNA of Colletotrichum chrysophilum, 1497 nucleotides long. RefSeq lists its product as uncharacterized. Lineage: Eukaryota; Fungi; Ascomycota; Sordariomycetes; Glomerellales; Glomerellaceae. Gene Ontology annotation, cellular component: extracellular region. Gene Ontology annotation, molecular function: hydrolase activity, hydrolyzing O-glycosyl compounds; cellulose binding. Gene Ontology annotation, biological process: glucan catabolic process. The transcript is spliced from 2 exons. The record is from RefSeq and is a predicted model, not a curated record. Bases 1 to 1497 code for a protein of 498 amino acids.